Molecule: messenger RNA, 7830 nt
Organism: Acanthaster planci (crown-of-thorns starfish)
Lineage: Eukaryota; Metazoa; Echinodermata; Asteroidea; Valvatida; Acanthasteridae
Gene: tpr
Product: translocated promoter region, nuclear basket protein
Biological process (GO): mRNA export from nucleus; protein import into nucleus; regulation of mitotic spindle assembly
Cellular component (GO): nuclear pore
Molecular function (GO): structural constituent of nuclear pore
Source: RefSeq, a predicted model, not a curated record
AUGGCGAGCACGAUGGCGGGCGAACAUGCUGAACUCAAAUUUUUGACUGCUGUCCUGAGCUCGGCAGAAAUCGAUUCGGUGCCGCAAAAUGUUCGAGAAAAGCUUGAAGCCCUUAUUGAUUCGAAGGAGACUGCUCAAGAUGGGUUGAAGACCAAACUGGAGAAACUUAAAGUGAAUUCUGAACAACGCUACUUUGAGUUAGAAAAACAGCUGAUUGCAUCCAGCUCCAAGUUGGAGUCGUCACUUGGCAGUGUUGACGAACUGAAGGCUUCAAAUGCGCGACUCGAGGAGCAGCUCCGGCAGAGCAAAGAGGAUUUGGCCAGCAUCCGGGACUCGAGCGAGGGCAGCAACCUCAGUUACAAGCAGCUGAGCCGCAACGUGGAACUCCUGGAGUACGAGAAGGGCGAGCUGCUGAAAGUCCUGGAGCGCAAGAACCAAGAGAUCAGCCGACUCAAUGAUGACUGGAAGGCCAUGUCUGGCAAGCUGGCCGAAGCCAAUGCGGCAAAGUGCAACUUGCAGGUUCAAAUCGACGAGCUGCAGAACCAGGACAUGUCCACCAAGUACCGUGAGAAGCGCUUGGAGCAAGAGAAGGCUCACCUCAGCUCGCAGAACGAGUGGCUGAGUCAGCAGCUUAAGGCCAACACGGAUGAGCUCUUGGUCUUGAGAAAAGAGAAGUCCAAUCAGAUCCUGGAGCUGCAAGGGCAACUGAACGAGCGGCUGGACGAGAUGAAGCAUCUGCAGGAAUCGGCCGAGGCCUACAAGGCGACAAACAAGGACCAGGAGGCCAGAAUCGAGGAGCUGGUUGUAAAGAUGAAGGAGAAUAAUGAAGCUUAUGCCAAGAGUGAGGAGCAGUUCCGUGGUGAGCUCAGUGCCCAGAGCAAGCUGUCAACUCUGUUUGAGAAAAGUGCGGCGGAAGCCCAGGACAAGGUGCGGGAGCUGAUCACCGCCGUGGAGGAGCUGCAGAAGCUGCUGGGCCAGGCGAGCACCUCGCAGGAGGAGCUGAAGACCCGCAUGCAGGAGAUGGCCGGGGAGCACACGGCCCAGGCGACGGAGCUGAAUGAGAAGAUUGCCCAGCUGGAGAAGGAGUUGGAGGAUGCCAACGAUCUUCUGGACGCCGCCAGGAGGAAGGGCGUGGUCAUGAAGAUGUCAGACGAAGAACUGAACAGUCUCUCCCCAACCGCUGCCGCGGCCAGCAGCUUCUUGAAAUCCGGAUUGACGCUAACUCAGAUGUACAGCGAGUACGUCAAGUGCUCGGAUGAGCUGGAGGUAGAGAAGGCAGAGAACCAGCGACUGAACUCCUACCUGGACCAGAUCCUGGUGGAAAUUGAAGAGAAAGCUCCCAUUAUGCAGAAGCAGAGAGAUGACUAUGAGAAGGCGUUGCAGACGACCAAUCAGCUAUCGGCACGGCUAGAUGCAAACCUUGUUGAGUGUGAACAGUUGCGCGUAGCUACAGAUGAGGCCGAACGUCGAGCCAGUAUGUCGGCCCGGGAGAUUGUACGCCUCAAGCAGCAGUGUACGGACUUGGGACACCAGGUCCGUGUCUUGUUGAAGGAGGUCCACGAAGCCAAGGGAGGUCCCAUCAGACCGGACCUCAACGUCUCCUCUCCCGAUGUCUCCAGCUCCUCCAACGUCAUCAGCGAACAUCUUGUCUCCUUCAGGAGCAUUGAAGAGUUGCAGGCCCAGAACGAGAAGCUCCUGGCCUCGCUGCGAGAGCUGAGCGAUAAGAAGGAACAGGAGGAACAACUCACCAUCGAGAGCAAGACAGCCGGGCUAAGGCAGGAACUAGACAGCGCCUUGCAGGACAUCCAGGAGAUGAGAGAGGCACGAGCCCGACAGACGGAGAUGGUGGAGGCCAUCGUCCGGCAGAGGGACAUGUACCGGGUCCUCCUCCAGCAGAGUGGGACCACUCCCCCUCCGAUAUCCCUUGUCAAGUUGACCAGUCCGAUGGCCUCCCCUGCCUUUGGACCACCGGCGGCGACUACCCCAGACACCCAGCAAGACAGCCUGCCGGUCAGCACAGCUCCUGCCACUGAGGUCAAGGACACGGCCAGGGAAGCGAUGAAGACGCUGCAGGAGGAAUUUGAGACCUACCGAAAGGAGAAGGCUGAGAAUGAAAAGUUACUCAACGAGCAGCUGGAGACAAUGCGGAAGGACGUGUCUGAUCUCAGAGUGCAGAAUGCCCAACUCACCUCUCAGCUUGAUUUUGCCGGUGAGCGGUACAAGAUCCUCCAGUCUAAUGUGGACGGGUACAAGAAGGAGAUUGCGUCCCACAGGGACAAGAGCCAGAAAUACUCGGCAGAACUCGUCAAGAACCAGCAGAGAAUCAACUCACUCACACAGGACCUGAUGGCCGCCAACGAGAAACUGACUAGAGCAGAAGUGGCCUGCAAGAAUCUGACGGAUGAGAGAGACCUCCUCAAGGGGGUGGAGGCCAGACUACUCCAGGAGAAAGAGAGCAUGCAGAGGGAGCACCGGAGCCAGACCUUGCUGCUGACAAACUUGGAAACCAUCCAGAACAACCUGGAGAGGUCGGAGUUCGAGAGCAAAGCCAGGCUGACCAAUCAGAUGGAGGCAAUGGAGCGCGAACUGAACCUGCUAAGACGGCGAAUAGAAGGCGAAAACGACCAACACCGCGUGGUGCUCAAGACAUGGGAGGGUCGGGUACAGAGCCUUCAGCGACAGCUGAACCACGAGCUGGACAACCACCAGAAGACAAGGGAAAGCUUGAACAAGACAAAGACUGACCUCCAGCACAUGAAGGAACAGUGUUCAUCCGUAGAAGCCCAGCUGGUAGCAGCUCAGAUCAAGUACGAGAGUGCUCUAAAGGAUAAAAAUGAAGCCCUAGCCUCCAGGUCCCAGCAGACUGUGGUCGUGUCCAGCAACGAAGAGGAGGUCCGAGAGUUGAAGACCAAGCUCAGGAUGGCCGAAGACCAAGUCAAAGUUCUGAAGGACCAAGCGGAAAAGUCCAAGAAGCAUCUGGAGCAGUACAAGUCCAUCAGCGCAGCCAUCGAGACUAGCCUGAAAGAGCAGAGCCUGGCUGCCCAGACUUAUAAGGAGAACAUGGAGAAACGCUUGGAGGAGACCACACAAGCUCGCGAGCAGCUUGAAAAGCAAGUCAUCGAGCUGGUGAAGGAACGAGACGAGAUGCGCAGCGAGAAGGAAGAACUCAGCGAAGCCGUGGCAUCACAGACAAGCGAACUGCGUCGCAACCUCCUUCACGUCCAAGAGGAGCUGACCUUGGCCGUCCAACGGAAGACCGAUGCAGAGACAAACGAGGCCACGGCCCGACAAGAUUGCCAGGAGCAGGCCAAACUGGCCAAGGAGGCUCAGGAUAAGUAUGAGCGAGAGUUUCUGCUUCACGCCGGCGAUGUACAGCAGCUGGUCACCGUGAAAGACCAGUUGGAGAGCCUGAAUGCCAAAUUGGCUGAAGUAGAGGAGAGGGCCACGAAAGCCGAAGACACUCUGAGCUCAUCAAAGGCUGGAUGGGAGGAACAGUCGCGGAUCCGAGCCAACGAACUGGAACAGCGAGCCACGACCUGCCAGGAACUCACUCAACAGAACACACUGCUGCACCAACAACUGGAAGAGUUGAGCGCUCGGAUGAUGCAAAGUCCACUGCAGCAGCAGAAGGAGUCUGUGGACGGCAGCCUGCGCCUGCCCGACGAGAACAAGUCGUCAGAACAACUUCUUGAAGUUAUCAAGUUCUUGCGACGGGAAAAGGAAAUUGCAGAGACGCGUUCGGAGCUGGCUCAGUCAGAGGGCCUUCGUCUCAAGCAGAGGUGCGAGCAUCUGGAGCGACAGUACGAGGAGGCCCAUCGCAACCUGACCGGAGAACGGGAACGGACUCAGGUGAUGGCCCAGACCACCGCCAAGCACCAGGAGCUCCUGAAGAAGGUGGAGACGCUGAACGCCUUGACCGACAGCAACCGGAUGCUGAGAGAGGAGAAGGACCGGCUGGACCAGCAGGUGCAACAGCUGGAGGCUAAGGUCAGCCAGUUGGAGGCCAACAUCCAGCCCCUGCAGGACCAGAAUCGCGAGCUGACGGCCGAGCGGGAUGCCCUGACCACAGACAAGACCAGCCUGACCAUCGAGGUGACCCGAUGGAAGCAGCGCACCAAUCACCUCAUUGAGCAGUGCAACAGGGCUGACCCAGAAGAGCAGAAGAAACUGCUUGCUGAGAAGGAUGCCAACAAGAAAACCAUCAGCUCCCUUCGAGAGGAAAACCUGAGACACAAAGCUGAGCUGUCUAGACUGAAUGCACAGCUAACAUCGUCAAAGAAUGAGAUUAGCAAGUUGACAACUGACUUGGCCAACAUGCAGUCUGAAAUGAAACUGGAGCAGAGCAAACUGAAUGAGGAGAUUAACACACUGAAAAUGGACAACACGGCCAAGGAGAAUGACAUCAACGAUAAGAAGAAUACCAUUCAACAGGUCAAGAAGAUUGGCCGUCGCUACAAGUCACAGUACGAGGAGCUGCAGGCCAAGGUGGAUGCCGAGAAGGAACAGCAAGGCCAGCCCAUUGCCGAGAAGGACGCUAAGAUCAAGGAACUGGAGGAAACGGUGGCCAAGCUGACGGAAGAAAACAAGUCUGUGAAAGAGGCUGAAGAGAAAACAAAGGCGCAACUCACCGAGAGAGACGAGCGGGAAGAGAAGUCAAAAAAGCUGGUGCAGGGAUUGAGGCAGAAACUGGCCCAAGUCAACACCGAACGCAACAAGGCAAACGAGGAGAAGACCAAGCUGCAAUCCACAUUGGAUGAGCUGAGGGGGGAGCUGUCGGCCUUGGAGUCCCUGCAGACCCAGAGCGAGGGGCAGAUGGAGGCCGACAAGAAACAGCUGCAGGAGAAAGUGGAACAGCUGGAGAAGGACCUCAAGCAGGCCAAGGAAAACCAGGAGAAACUUCAAACGAUCCAAAAAGAAGAACAGCAGAAACAACAACAGCAGAAGGUCCAACUUCAAGCCAGGGUCCAGGAAUUAGAAAAGCAGGUUGAGGAACAGCAGAAGCUACUGCAGAUCAAGCAUCUGGCCCCCCAGCAGCCCAUGGGAGCCGAACGACCCAGCACCCGGAGUGAGGAGCCUCCCCCCACCGCCAACAUCAAGCCCAUCUCCUCCCCGGCCCCGACCGUCUCCAAAUCCUCCACGCCCUCGGGCCAGCGCAUGACGGCCAGCGUCCGGCCCAUCGCCGUCACCCCAGUCACCAGCGCCCUGGCGAGCGCCUCGGCUACGCCCAUGGCCACCGUCAUGCCUCAGACCCAGAGCGAAGCCAGCACGGUCGUCAUGGAUGCCGACAGACAGCAAGCGGUCCAAGAACCCCUUUCGGUGGAGACACCUAUCGUCAUCUCCAUUGCAUCGACCACCCCCAUCCAGGCUGUCACUCCUACCCAACAGGCUCCACCCACUGCCGCACCCUACCCCAUGGUGGUGCUGGACGCCCGACCGGAGGGGCCCCAGGAGGAGCGGGUGGAACCCAUGCAGCAGCAGGAGGUCCAGAGACCGGACAACGUGCAGGAGGUCCGGGCCGAACCCCGCUUGCAACCACCCUCACAAGAACCAGUGACUGAACCGGGGAUGGAUAUAGUGGGGGAACAGUCAACGGAAGCCGCAGCAGAGGCAGCCAUCCAGUCUUUGGAUGGAAACCAGACGGAAUCCCAACCACCCAGCCAACAAGCUGAGAGAGAUGUAGAGGAGUUGGCCGAGAUGCCAAAGCCCAGCACCUCGGGAGGAAGUCGGACGGAGCUGAGCCACAAGCGGCAGCGGGAGGAAUCUGGGGAGGACGACAGUGAGGCGGCCGUGGCAGAAGAGACUGCCCACCAGGAGAAACGCCAGCGAGUCACCCCACAACCGCAGCAAGUGAUUGAACAGCCAGACCAGCCUUUGUCUCCUGUUGCCCAGUCCCCAACCCAGGCCGACACGACCACCUCCAGCCUCCAGCAGACGAUUACGCUGCCUCCCGCCGGUGAAGACGAGGCAGGCAGUGGUGUGAGAGUGCCCCCAACCAGCACAGAUGAGUCUGCACAAGAUGAAGCGGGGCCGGAAGACGAUCGGGUGCCGGCACAAGAGACGGGUGAGGGUUUGCUGGAGGCCGAAGGGGAAGACGCCCCACCCUUGGGAGAGGCGGAGGUUGAAGGGGACGAGGAGCCAGAGGAAGGGUUGGACGUGCCAGGCGAGGGCGAGGAACAAGAGGAAGACGAUGACGAUGUUGUCAUCGUCGUUGACAGUGAUGAAGACGAUGUGUCGGAUGAGGAGGAUGAGCAGUCGCCUGGAGACGAGGAGGACAUUGGCGAUGAUGCGGAUGAGGAAGGAGAGGCAGGAGACUAUGAAGACUUUGAGGAUGAGUACCCAGUGGAGGGCGAGCUAGAUUACGGGGAGGGAGAUGGGGAGGAUGCGGAUGAGGACAUGGAGGAUGAAGACGAAGGGGAGGAUGCGGUCUCCAUGGAGGAGCAAGAGGAGGAGGGAGAAAGAGGCGGGAACAGUGAGGAUCAGGUCAUGGACGACGAUGAGGUGGUGGAAAUCAGUGAGGACGAUGAGACAGAAGGGGCGGAGAAUGAGAUGGAAGUGGGCUCCAGCGAUCAGCAGGAGCAGAGCCAGCCAAUGGAAGAGCAUCCACCCCUGCGCUUGCCCAUGCCAGAGCUGAGAGUUGAACCCCCAGGGGACCAGGUCCCCACUUCCCAGGGGCAAGAGACACAGAUUGAAAGGGUGCCAUUCCAGCAUGCCAACGUACCCAGACAGCGCCUGGCAUCGCUCGGCCGGGCCCCGAUGUUUGUUGGAGCUGGGGCGCCCUUCGAUGACAUCGGAGACGACCGCCAGGUGCCAAGCACACCCACCCUGUUCGUGCCGCGCAGGACAGACGGCUUCGCCGAGGCAAUCAACUCCCCUCUCCUCCAAGGGAGGUUCCACUUUGGCGGCUCGGACUCGGAGCCGUCGCGCUCCAUGGCCCCAGCUCUAGCCCAGCUAGCUACCCAGGGAGAUCUAGGUUUGGAUGAUACUCGCAUCAACCUUCUUGGAGGAGACGAAGAUGGGGGUCGCAGUGUGCCGACCACGCCCCUGCAAACGCACGCCCCAGCGACGGUCCUGACGUCCAGCCCCUCCAGCCAGGCCCAGGACUCGUCCCCGGCCAGUCAGGACACGUCCCGCUCCGUGCCGGCCACCUCCAGCGAACCCGGUCCGCCGCAGCUGCAGCAGCAACAGCAGCAGGGGGCCGGGGACCAGGACGAGCCAGACACCCUGCCCAGCGAGGUGCCGCAGUCGUCGCCUGCCCCGCCCGACACCAGCAGCGAGGAGCAGGUCACCCUGCCAACUGCUGAACCCCAGAGGUCCCAAGGCGAAGAAUCGACGAGUGCUGUGCCGAGCGCCGAAGGGGCCGAAUCCAGAGACAGACCGGAGCAAAGCGGUAGCACCGAAUCAGGUCAAGGGGAACGCCCAAAGCCCAAGCGCAUCGUGUGGCAAGACUCGCCGGGCUCGGGCCAGUCACAACAGCGCCCCCAGCAGUCCCGGGGAGGCACAGCCAUCCGGAGCCGUGGCCGGUUCAUACAGCGGUCAUUUCCGCGGGGUGCAAAUGCAGGAACUCGUGGUCGCGGAGGCCGGUUUACGAGAGGGCGAGGCCAGCCGCCCUUCUGAGUAUCUCAUAGGGUGACCCAACACGAGAAAAAAUCCCGUCAGAAAAAAACAAAACUGUCAGAAACUGAACGUCAUGAUGAAGUCUCCAACUUCUGACACUUCCAAGUUCUCCAGUGUUCCUUGGUUACAUGCGCUGUGGUUUAGAAAAACAAAUUGAGUUACUAGGGUCGUUUUCCAAUACUCAACUUUGGCUCUGUCUCAGGCUUCAACUGUUUU